Messenger RNA from Acaulospora colombiana, 970 nucleotides. The record is from the annotation of a GenBank genome assembly. Lineage: Eukaryota; Fungi; Glomeromycota; Glomeromycetes; Diversisporales; Acaulosporaceae.
AUGGGUGAAUCGAAUAAUUCGAAUGCGCGAGGGCGCAAGCCACGCAAGAACAGCAAAUCAACUGUCAACGCGAAUUCCAACAAGAAAAAACAAACAUCACCCAAGACGGUAAAAAAGGAGUUACCGCCACCAGAUAAUAACGAGUCACCACAUUUGAUGCCUCUAAACGAAACCGAUCUUCCCACCGAAUCAUCAUUCUUGUCGAUCUCCUCUACAAUCACAACUGAUCCGUUGAUGACCGAUUUUUCAACCGGCGAAGGACACACAUUCGUCUGCGAUCCUCCCAUAAUCAAUAUCGCCAUAGAAAUAUUUAUGAAUAUUUGUGAACAUCUUCCACCCAGCGAUUUAUUAUCGCUCGUGUUGGUCUGUCAGAAAUUCAGAGAGAUCUUAUGCAACGUGUCUCCUAUUGCCCAAAAAAUUUGGAAAACAUCAAGGUUAAAAUUUCUGCGAUAUCUCCAAAAGCCAGCUCCACCUGGAAUGGACGAGAAAGGAUAUAUUGUGCUCAGGCAAUUAGAAAAAGGAUGUCAAUUUUGCCGAGAUCAUGGAUCCGGUUUCGUCAAGGUAUACUGGGAAUUCCGGGCGAGAUGUUGUGAAACAUGUUUGGACAAGAGGACUACGAGACGCGACAUACUCUACAUUGAUUGGAUCAUCCCUGACAUAGUACUCCGCACCUUACCUUACAUGUAUCGUGGUGCCGCUCAGGUUUAUUGGACAAAUGAUGUUCACAAGGCAAUGGCGGAAUACAAUAUAAUUCGUGAGAGCUGCGAAACCGAGGAGGAAUUGCUAAAUUGGGCUGAUGAAAAACAAAGGUUAGCAAAUAAGAUGAUGGAGGAUGCGCCUUCACAUGAACGGGAGGAACAUGAAGAGCAAAUCUCAAAGUUGGAAGAGAACAUCGAGAGAUCAUAUUCAAUGGUUAAUGAUGUGCAGCAGCACAUUCUUGGCAGGCCAACUCAAAUAAUUCCAUCUAUGA